AUGGGAGAAACCAGUCCUUUUACUUCUGGACAAGACCCGCCCAUCCAAUUGCCAGUGAAUGCUCAGCAAGGUGCAGGUGGACUUGCAUCGGCGAUGCCAAAUACUGCAGUGAAUGCGAGCUCAAGCACUGGACAUGGGGUAAAAAUUGUCUUACCCGAUGGUACGGAGAUCCCCUUGGGCGGCCAGUCAAAUGCCGCGGGUCCUAAAGUUCCUGGAUCCACACAGCUAGAUGCGCUGCAGAGAAGCGACAAGUGGCUGCCUAGCAUGCCCGUGGUCGAGUCGAAUCGGUGGAAAAGCCGAAUGGAGGAGAUUUUGGGCAUGGAACAGUGGCUCGAUUCAUUUUGCAAUUGGCUAUCUUUGAUUUCAGAGCCAUUUUGCACAGAAGUGAAGUUUUCUGCGACUUCUCCGCUGCCAAUUGACAAGAAAGAUUUGUCAACUGACCAGAUUUCCCGAAGCUCCAGGCUCAUGGCAAUGCUUCGCCAGACCUUCCAGAUGACUCCGCGAGCCAAAAUCAUUCUGCUUGCUUAUGUAGAAGGCCCUGGAGAUAAGAACGGGUAUGAGGCUUUGCGAAGGAUUGUCCAAGAAUACAUGAUCAAGACUCGUGCUGAGUUGAUGCAUUUCCGCACAUCUUUGCUUGGCCGAACUUUCAAAGCUCAAACAGUGACAGAGGUAAUCAAGCAAAUUGAGUUCGAGGAGAGCCGGUACAACAAGCUUGCUCGGAUGUUGCCCUCGAAUGUACCAGCUUCCGAUUUGGCCCUGCUCCCUAGUGAUUUGGUGAUGGUCCUCAUCAAAUCCUUGCCUGUUGGUGUGAGGGAAUAUGUUGUCAUGCAUAGCCCAAGCCAUGACUAUGUGCAAAUGAAAAAUGCCGCUUUGUUGUACGAAGCCAACCAGAGAACUUGGACAGAGAUUGCAGGCAGCAGUUCUGCCACCUACAUGCAUGGAAUGUUUGACACGAAUGACAAGCCGAAAGGAAAGGGCAAAAGCAAAGAUGGUAAGAAAGGAAAGGGGAAAGCAAAAGAUUCAAAUAAAGGUGCAGCUAAGGGCAAUGGUGAAAAGUCAGAGAAGGAACAGAAUGCCACGUGUUUCCGAUGUGGUCGCACAGGCCAUUUCUCUUCAAAUUGUCAUGCCAAGAAAGACAAGGAUGGCAAGCCGCUUGAAGGGAAGCCCGCUCCAAAGAAAGAUGGAAAGGGAUCUGGUGAAGAGAAAGGUUCCAGCACAGGUCCUCAGAACAAAGGAAAAGGCAAAGGAUCCAAAGGUAAGAAAGUCAAUGAAAUGCUUGAGCAGCCUGAAGGCGAAUCGUGGCCUACCAAUGGUCCAGCUGAAAGUCAGGGUUCCAAUGGAGAUGGCAGCCGUGCGUCAGCUGCGAAGCAAGCAGCAGCCCCUUUGAAUCCCAUUUUGCCUACUCAGUCUUGGUUUGAAGACACGAUCGUGCAGUUUGAGCGAGAGCAGAUCACAGAAGAGCAGUUCGAUUUGGUCCACGGAUCAUUUCUCAUGGAGGAACAAUUUUCUUCUGAUUUUGAUUUUUCAUGUUUUGGAAACCCAUCAGAUUUGUGGAGUAAAACCAAGCAUGUUUGUACCAUGUCAGCUGCAGUUUUCAUGCCAAUGAUGCCAGAUGUCCCAUCAGAUUUGCACUGGUGGCUCAUUGAUUCAGGAGCAUCAGCCUCUGUUGUGAGUUCUCGCUUCCUGAAACACUAUGAAGUAGUAAAGAAUCAAGUGCUGGGACCAGCAACCGGCCCUGGGUUUUCAUCGGCAAGCGGUGAGACAAUUCAUCCAACUUCCCUUGUUUGCUUGAAAGCAUUUUUCCGCUUGACGUCCAGAGAAGAUCCUUCAGACACCAUGUUGAAAGAGUGCUUAGUUUCAGCUUUUGUAGCAGAUGUUCCCAAUAAUGUUUUGUCAGUGGGCAGCUUGCUGCGAAAGGGUUGGUCAUUAAGCAGUUCCGGAAGUGAAUUGGAAGUGUGCUUUGGAGGAUACAAUUUGGACUUGGUGACAUGGCAGAAUGUGCCAUGGAUUUUUCACAAAGUUGAGACGGUCAUGGACUUUUCCGAUGAUCGCGAUUUGCAGAAGACAUUUUGGAGCCGUCGGAAAAUCCAUGAUGGUCCGGUGAACACGGUUGAGCAUUUGAGCGAAACUGACAAAUCCAUGUUGAUGACAACCAAGAGACAGCCAGAUGUUUCAUUGGAAGAACUUGACCCCGCUGCUGCAUCCUCUUCUAGCCCAGCAUAUGUUAGUAGUAGGCCUGUUUCCGAUAGUGAAUCUCCAUACCGUGAAAGCCUCAGUGUGGAGCCUAACUCUAUUCCGGAUUCGAACGAGCCUUUUGAUUAUGAGCCCAAUAUGAUUGUAGACACAAACACAGGAUUUGCAUCCAUUCCUUCAGAAGAGUCUUCAGAGCAUCCAGCUGUAUUGCGAAAACGAGACUUGAAUAAAUCCAAGCUUGAGCAACACCGCCGUCAAGGCCAUUUUCCAUUCCAUGCAGAUUGCCUUUCUUGCCAAGCAGCCAAGUCCACGACUCACCACAGAAGAAAGAAGAAAUCGGUGUUGAGCAGUGAGAUGGCAUGUGAUUUUUUCUUCUUGAACUUGGAUAAAGCAAACAAAGAGUCUUUCAAGUAUCUAAUCAUGGUAGAUUUGACCACUGGAAUGAAAGGCGUGGCCCCUGUCCAGUCGGACAUUCGUUUGUCGCACCGAUGGAUACAGGCCUGGCUUGGCGAAUUCAAUAUGUCCACAGAAUGCCCCGAGCCAAUUGAAAUUAUCACGGACGCAGAAGAAGCUGUCUCAAGUUUCAUGAAAGGUGCCAUCAACCACAGGCCAGCUUCAUUUGUCAAAGCGCCGCCGCAAGGUCACCAGACCAUUGGUGGAGCAGAGGCUGGAGUCCGAGCCAUUAAAGAUGCGUUCAACACUCUUCGGCAAGACUUGCGUGAGAAUGGCUGUGAUGUUUGCGUCAGGAAUCAGACAGCUGUGAAUGUGCCAGCUAGCUUGAAGAAAGAUUGCAUUUCCCGAUUUGAGAAGGCAACGUAUUUGCGACCUGAGUUCAACUCAUUGGGGGAUGUAGUUUGUACUGUCAUUGGGGGGCAAGAACGUUUCUUUGUUUGCAAGAGCUUUAAGAUUGUUUCCCCAUUGGAGUGGGACAUCUCCUUGUCUCCAUCUGUUUUGCAUUUUUUCGACCGGAUGCAGCCUGAUGUUUCCAUUGAAGAUCUCUCCGCAAAGAUGUCUGUGCGACGUUUGAGUGGCAAGCAGAAGCCACCGCCAGGCCUGGGUGAAGCUGAUCAACCCGUCCAGCAGAGGUUUCCAGACUUUCCAGCAAACAGAGAGAAACGAGUUUCGUUUGAUCUUCCAAAGAAUCAACCCAUACCAGAAAGUCUCCCAGUUGAAGGGGGUCAACAUCUCGAUGAGAAUCCACAUGAUGUUCCAUAUUCGCCCAGCCUUGCACCCAGUUCUCCAAAGGCGUUGGACGAGCCAGAAGUCAUCCAUGACAUGGAAGUAGACGACUCUGCUGACGGAAUGGUAGAUCUAAGUGAAUUUGCAGCUGCUGGAGGCGAACCUACAGCCACGGAAGCUAUGGAGCUAGAUUUGGUAACAGCCUUGGAUAACUUUGAGCUUUCGUAUUUAGAAGAGCGUCACAUUGGCAUGUUGCAAUCGGUUUAUCAGAUCCGUGGAGUGAAACCCAAGAGCAGCAAGGCAAACCUUUGUGGGGAAGAAAUCUUACUUUUGUUUCCUGGAUAUGUCAUCAGUGACGCCAAUGGCCAAUAUCUUGACAAAGACCUUGCGUAUGCAGGGAUGCACACUGAAAUCGAUUCCAUGACCAGUCAGAAGGUUGGCAGACCAAUCCAUGAGCAGGAAGCCCAGCGUCUUGCCAAGCAAUGGCAGAUUAGUAUAAUCACUUGCCGAUGGGUUUGUGUUGAGAAAGAUCCCUUGAAUGUUCGCAUGCGACUAGUUGCACGGGAAAUGGCAAAAGGAAAGAGUUCUGCCCGUGACCUCAUGGUUUCUUCGCCUACUUCCAGCAUUGAAUCUUUGAGAAUCCUCAUUGCAGAAGCAGCAGUCCUGGACCUGGUGAUUCUAGGCCUGGACAUCAGUGCUGCAUUCAUGGCUUCUCCUCUAGGCCAUAAAUGGCUUGAGAACAAGCGGUUUGGCUUGGGUAGAGCACUUAAGAACUUCUGCAAAGAGAAAGAUCAGAAGGGAGAUUCGGUUGGCGCUGGAGCACCAGUGGUGGGGGUGGAUCGCAUCCUUCUUUGGAGUUUGGUGGAACGUUGCCGAGUCAACACAGUCGGACAAUCCGAGCAGUUCCCAUCCUUCAAGUGGACCAGCGCACGCCCGCAGCUGGCUGAGACUGCCAGCAGUGUGAGGGAGCGGGUUUUCGAUUUGCCAGAAUCCAUUCCAGGUGUCUGUCUCUUGAACGAGCUCGCAUUUUCUGGUCUUGAGGGAUCUGGUCCACAAGAUUUCGAUUUGCUAGCAGAAGGCCUGAAGCCUUGCGUGGCAUUCGACAUCUUCAAAACCUUGGUCUUUCCUCAGAGAUUAGCUGACAGGAGCCAGGAGCAAAUCUGCCUUGCCCGACACCGUGGUGAAUUGCAGGUGAUCCACAGAAAGACUGCAGAACUCUUGCAGAAUCUGUCGUUUCGUGGGUUUAACUUUUGUGCAAUUUUUUUCAUUGGGAAGAACAAUCAGCAGGAUUAUUGCAGGGCAUUGUCAGAAGCAAGCCUCCUUUCGUUGAUACCAAUCCUCUUCAUUGUGUUCGACCGUGAAUCGAAGGCCAAGCUCGCACGUCGUUUGGAUUGCAUUGUAGCUUUCGACGAUCAGCAGCAGUUGAUCACUUCAUACCAGCGGAAAGGUGUAAGGGCAGUUCAGGUGACAAGAGACUUUGGUCUCCAUACUCAUUCUGACGAGGCCCUGACCUACAUCUCUCAGCUGUGGGAGGAACAUCUGCAAGCUAGGCACAGCCAACAGUUUGUGGAUGCAAGACAGGUCCAAUUUCAGAUCGGUGUUGACCCUGCAGUUCACCAGUCCACGAUUGAUUCCCUAAAAGAAGCAUUGGGCAUUGAACCUGAGUUGGAGCGUCAGGAGUGCUGCGUCCGCGAACGAAGCAUCCGGUCCGGUGUGCAGGCACCAGGCAUUCUGUUUGUCGCCAAGAUUUGCAAACGUUUUCGGUUAGACAAAGAGAAGGGCAUGUCGCUUUCGCAACAGACUUACGUUGCCAAGCGACUGCGUGCCCACCAUGCCACACCCCUGGUCGAUGCCAGUCAGCUUGAGGAGCCAAGCUCCGAUGCAGUUCCCUUUUCGGUAUUUGAUGCCAACCAGGGAUCGACUGGUACUGUGACAUGGCUAGGGGACACUGGUGCCGGUAGAACUAUUGGAUGCAUCAAGCAUGUACCCACAGAUGUUGUCAGAGAGACGGGCAAUCCAGUCAGCUUUGCAACUGGUGGGGGCAAACGGGAUGGAAAUGUUUCGUGCCAGGUCCAGGGAGAAUUUACUGGGAACACUGAGUGUUAUUUGUUAGAGCAAAGCCCAUGGGCACUCUCAAUCGGCGAACAGGUGAGCAAAGGCAAGGCCUUUGUGUGGUUGCCAUGCUCUUCCUCAACCAGUGAGCAUCCAAUGACAGUCUCAAAGCCGUUCUUUGUUCGCGAAAGCGAUAUUGAUCAGCUGCAAGUGAUUUGUCCAGAGACUGUUCGGAAAUAUGCAGAUGAAGUAAGGGAGAAUGUGCCUCUGUUCAGGGAACAUGUCAGCAUCGCCCAUUUACCUGCACGCGUCACUGCAAGGGAAGAUGUAGUUGAACCAUCUUGCUUGCCAGGUAAUAGCCAAGUGCCUGAGGUUGGUGCAGAGGCACCAAACAGCUUUCCAGUUCUUCCAGGAGAAGAAUCUGAUGAAUACGAACCAAGCAUAGCCCCAGAUGAUGGUCACAAAGGAGAUGACUCCGAAGCACCUGCCUGCAGAGUUCCGGUAGAAGAAGGUGGUCAUCCACCGCUAGACCAUCAUAUUCUUCACCUUCCAAAGCGUCAUGAUUGCCCAGUCUGCCAAGAAGCGAAGCAAGAUGCCUUGCCAGCGAGAAAGGUGAAGGGUAAGCAUGUCAUGUCAGACGGUCGUCCAAGUGAAAAGUUUGGCGACCGAAUCCAUGCAGAUCACAUCAUCGUUUCCAAGGAUCGCCUCAGCAGUGAACAGAAAGGGGUAAAUGGCGAAGCUGUGUGCCUAAUCCUUUUUGAUGAUUUCACUCAAGCAGUAGGAGCGUACCCUGCCAGUUCAAACAACACUGACAAUUGCAUUCGGGCCUGUAACCAUUUCCUAGGUAGUAGAUCAGCUAACGAAUUGCAUUCUGAUAACGCGCCAGAGCUUGAAGCCUGUGCUGCGAAACUUGGACUUGUGCCGGACCUUGCCGUCCCAUAUCGCAAAACCUCAUUGAUCAAUCGCAAGAUUCGAACAUUGGAGGAUUGCGUGAGAUGCUGUUUGGUUCAGGUUGGGAACAGAAAUGCGCUGUGGCCUUUCGCAGUUCAAUAUGCUGCAGCCGCAAUGACUUUCGAAGUUUGGAGUGCGAUUCACAAACACGAGUUCACUGGUCUCAAGUAUCCAUUUGGUGCUUUGAUUCACUACAGGCCCAAUUUGCGAAAGUCCAAGCUAGGUUCUAAGACAAGACCAGGUUUGUUUUUGGGUUGGCGGGUUGAUGCAGGGGUGAACUGGAAAGGAGUGUACAAGAUUGUAGAUCUAGAAGUUGUCCGUUCAUGGAUUUCUGGCAAAGGAUCCUUGUCCACAACGACAUCCAUGACUGUUGUGUCACACAAAGAAGGCAGUUAUUUUCCAUUGAGGGAAGCAGUCCAAAAGCAACUUGAGCAAUUGGAAGACUUGCCGCGUUUGUUUGCAGACUCCACGAUCGAGGAGGAUAUCAAGGCAAUUGACGAUCCAGGUGUUUCCGAAGAAGAGGCAGAAGAGGAUGAGCCUAGAAAACGCCACGAGAAGAUCACUCUUGAAAGGUUUAUCGAUCAUGGGCCAAGCCCAGGCAACACCAAAGCUCUUCGAGGCUUUUGGACCGGAAUUUCAACUUUCGACAUCCUAGAGGAAGGCGAUGCUGUUCCUGCAGAAGUGCAUGAUGUGCGGCCUCGAUUUGUGGGCUUCACUGCCUUGCAAACCUUGGACUUCAUGGCAGCGCAUGAACAUUCAUCGAUACGGCACGUCAUACCUCAGAAAGCGGCCGUGUCCAUUUCGAAUGGCCUUCUCACUGCCAAGGUCAUAAGCAGGAGGGACUGGAUCAACGAUCCUGCAGCACUUGCAGAAGUAAAGAAGGAGGCCGAUGGUCUCGUGAAAGCAGGAAAGGAGAUUGCGAUAGGUAAAGAAUCAAGCCUCUACCCGAGCAAUUUUUACAUCGAGCAGUGGAAAUUGUGGCUAACCCUUUACGUGGAUGAUAUGGUGCUAUCAGGGCCAUCAGAGAAUCACGAGAUCUUCUGGAAGGCUCUCUCUACACAUCUGAAUUUCGAAGAGCCGGGCCCUGUCAGUCGUGUGUUGGGUAGGUCGCAUGAAUUCCUUGGUGACACCAUCAUCUUCAACAUGGACGAUUUUGCUGAGGCAGCGUGCCAACUUUACAAAGAUGUAACUGGAACCAAGAACUUCAAACCUGCAGCCACACCAUACCUCGAUGAAUCCACUUUGCCAAUCGACGAUUGGGAAACCAAAGGGCAGUUGAGCAAUGUGGCAGCCAAAGUGAUUAUGAAAGGGUACUGGCUCGCACGUCUCGCGCGCCCAGACCUGCUCCAUUCUUUAAAUGAGUUGAGCCGUCAAAUCACUCGUUGGUCCCUAAAUGACGAUAGGAGAUUGUUCCGCGUGUUUUGCUAUCUCAACUCCACAAAGCGGUAUAAGAUGAGAUGCAGACUGGACCCGGAUGCACCGUGGGAGCUUUGGCUUUUCACAGAUGCUGAUCACGCUUCAAAAGUAGAUCAUGGCUACUCAACGUCAGGCUCAAUACUGGUUAUUGCCGGAGGAAAGUCAUACUUUCCGAUAGCGUUCCAAUCUAAACGCCAGACUGCAUGCAGCAGAUCUACGACGGAAGCUGAGGCGAUUUCACUCGCAGCAGCAUUGUUUAGUGAUGUCAUCCCUGCUCAGGAACAUUUAGCCUCUGUAUUGAAGGCUCAAGUGCCUAUGACCUGUCAGCAGGACAACACAGCUACCAUACAAGUCAUCAACAAUGGGUUUUCGGCAAAACUCCGUCAUUUGGGCAAAACCCACAAAAUCAAUAUCAAUGGGUUAUAUGACAUUUUCCGACUAGAAGAAGACGUUGCUUUGCAGCAUUGUCCAACAGACAUGCAGUCGGCAGACAUCUUCACGAAGAAUCUCGAUGCCCACAAAUGGAGUCAUGCCCUGUCAAUGGUUGGCAUUGUGCCAGAUUAG
Molecule: messenger RNA, 8355 nt
Organism: Cladocopium goreaui
Lineage: Eukaryota; Dinophyceae; Suessiales; Symbiodiniaceae
Source: the annotation of a GenBank genome assembly